AUGGCUUCCGAUUCGAAGAAGCGGGCAAGGCCUAUCCCAAAGUCAAGCCAAAAAUCCAAGAGACAAAAAGUCGAGCCUGCGAAAAAUAAAACCGUGGAAAAAAGGCCAGUAGCAUUGGAUGCAUUGCCAUGGAACGAGGUCAAAUUACCCGAUAUGUUUGACGAUGCGGAAGGAUUCUUUGGCCUUGAGGAAGUAGAGGGUGUGGAGGUGGUCAAAGAGGGGAACCAGUUGAAAUUUGUAUCUGCAACUGUCCAAACUCCCGAGAACGAAGACGAAGAAUGGGAGGGUUUCGGAGAAGACGUAGUAGAAACUGCGCCUGUGGAAGCAUCAUCGAAUGUAGAUUUGAAGUCAAAGGCAGAAAAGAAGGAGAAUAAAUCCAAGGCCAAGAAGGAUAAAAAAGAGGAGUCCAAGAAAGAAGCGCCCAAAGCAGAGACCAAGGCAGAACUUGAGACGAAUAUUUUCAAGGCACUAGAAGAAGAUGCAGAAGAUGGCAUAGACGUUUCUGCAUGGGAAGAUCUCGACCUUUCUUCUCACACCCUAGGUGCUCUAUCAAAACUUGGGUUUGCGAAACCCACUCCCAUCCAGUCAGCCGCUAUACCGGAAAUCCUUGCAGGUCAUGACGUUGUUGGAAAGGCAUCAACUGGUUCUGGAAAGACAUUAGCUUUCGGACUACCAAUAUUGGAAAGCUGGCUCGAGACAUACGGAGAGUUAGAGGAUGAAGACCUGAAAACUGCACGGCCUCCUACUGCUCUGAUUCUUUCCCCCACCCGCGAACUGGCACAUCAGUUGACGGAACAUCUCAGAGCUCUUUGCAAGGGUCUAUCGAACGCUCCGUUUGUAGCUGCUGUCACUGGCGGUCUAUCCGUCCAGAAACAACAACGGCAGCUAGCGAAAGCAGACAUUGUGAUCGGUACACCUGGACGCCUAUGGGAGGUGAUGAGCUCGAGUAUAGAGCUGUCAGCAUCUUUCAAGCAAAUCAAGUUUUUGGUGGUGGAUGAAGCAGAUAGACUUCUAACAGAAGGCCAUUUUAAGGAAGCAGAAGAGAUUCUCAGCGCUUUGGACAGGCAGCAAAAUGCGGAGGAAGGUGAUGAGGAGAAUAUCCCUCCUCGACAGACUUUGGUGUUUUCAGCUACGUUUGCAAAGGGUCUCCAGCAGAAAUUGGCUGGGAAGGGAAAGCAGGGUCUUAUGGAUGAUGCAGAGUCGAUGGAGUAUCUUCUAAAGAAGCUCAAUUUCCGAGAAGACAAGCCCAAGUUUGUUGAUGUCAACCCCAUCUCCCAGAUGGCUGAUGGGCUGAAAGAAGGCAUGGUUGAAUGUGCCGGCACCGAAAAGGAUCUCUACCUCUAUUCCCUCCUCCUCUACCACCCAAACCAACGCACCCUAAUCUUCACCAACUCAAUCCACUCGGUUCGCCGCCUCGUUCCCCUCCUUCAAAACCUCAACCUGCACGUCCACGCCCUGCACUCCCAAAUGAUCCAAAAAGCCCGCAUGCGCUCCAUCGAGCGCUUCUCCUCGCCCAAAGCCACGUCCUCCAUCCUCGUCGCCACCGACGUCGCAGCCCGCGGUCUGGACAUCGGCGGCGUGCAACUGGUAAUCCACUACCACCUACCCCGUACCGCAGACAUGUACGUGCACCGGUCUGGGCGCACGGCGCGAGCCGACGCAUCCGGAUCAAGCAUAUUGCUGUGUGCGCCCGAGGAAAUCGUAGGGACGCGUCGCCUGGUUGCGAAAGUGCAUGCGCAGAAUGCGGUCCAGGGCGGCGGGAAUAAGAAGCAGUAUUACAUGCGCUCGCUGGAUCUGGAUCGCAAGGUUGUAGGGCGCCUGAAGCCCAGGGUUACGCUGGCGAAGAAGAUCGCGGAUAGUGCGCUGGCCAAGGAGAGAAAGGGGCAUGAUGAUGAGUGGGUCCGGAAUGCGGCCGAGGAGCUGGGUGUGGAUUAUGAUAGUGAGGAGUUUGAGGCUGCGGGUGGGGCGAGGAAGGGGAGGGGGACGGGGAGGAAGUUGAAGGAGAAGGAGGCGAGGGCGUUGACGAAGAAUGAGUUGGGGGCUUUGAAAGGGGAGUUGAGGGGUUUGUUAACACAGAGGGUCAAUGUUGGUGUCAGUGAGCGGUAUCUAACCGCAGGGACUGUUGAUAUCAAUGAGCUGUUAAAGGGAGCCAAGGGCGAUUUCUUAGGAAAGGUCGAAGGAAUCGGUAUGGAGGAUUCAUAG
Molecule: messenger RNA, 2202 nt
Organism: Lachnellula hyalina
Lineage: Eukaryota; Fungi; Ascomycota; Leotiomycetes; Helotiales; Lachnaceae
Gene: mak5
Product: ATP-dependent RNA helicase
Exons: 3
Coding region: 1-2202 (733 amino acids)
Cellular component (GO): nucleolus
Molecular function (GO): RNA helicase activity; ATP binding; nucleic acid binding
Source: RefSeq, a predicted model, not a curated record